CUCUUUUGUCCGCUCGUGCUUUCCGUAGUCCAAGUUUUACAUUAGCAACCCAUGCUAUGUUUACAAGGCUAUUCAUCCUUGAUUUCUGUGUCAUCAAGCACUGUUUUAGAAGUGAACUAUUUAACCUCUUUCAACACUAACGUCGUUUGAAGAAGAGUUAAAAAUGGCGGACCAUGCCCCCUCUGUUGCCAUGGAAGCAGUUCUGAAGCCCAGCUCUGACCUCCCGGAAGAUAUGCCGAAAAUCCGAGGCUACGACUUCAACCAGGGCGUUGAUCUGAAGGCGCUGCUGAAGACCUACCUGAACACAGGCUUUCAGGCCAGCAGCUUUGCUCUGGCUGUCCAGGAGAUCAACAAGAUGAUAGAGAAACGCCUCGAGCUGUCAGAGCUAGGUGAAGAAAAUGAGUCUGAGGAGUACUGCGAAUCCUCAGGCAAGUCCGGCUGCACCAUCUUCCUGGGAUACACCUCCAACCUCAUCAGCUCUGGAGUGAGAGAGAGCAUCCGCUACCUGGCAGAGCACAAAAUGGUGGAUGUGAUUGUCACCACAGCUGGAGGCAUUGAGGAGGAUUUCAUCAAGUGUAUGGCUCACACUUACUUGGGAGAUUUCAGUCUUCCUGGCAAAGAUCUGCGCCUGAGAGGCAUUAAUAGAAUAGGGAACCUUCUGGUGCCCAAUGAUAACUACUGUAAGUUUGAAGACUGGCUGAUGCCCAUUCUGGAUCAAAUGUUACUGGAGCAAAACACAGAGGGAAUCCGGUGGACUCCCUCUAAAAUGAUCCAUCGGCUCGGUAAGGAGAUAAACAACCCUGACUCAGUCUACUACUGGGCUUACAAGAAUAACAUUCCAGUGUUUAGCCCUGCACUCACUGACGGCUCUCUGGGCGACAUGAUCUACUUCCACUCGUUUAAGAACCCCGGCCUUGUUCUGGACAUCGUAGAAGAUAUUCGGAGGCUGAAUGGGAUGGCAGUUUUUGCCAAGAAGACGGGAAUGAUCAUCCUGGGAGGAGGCUUGGUGAAGCAUCAUAUAGCCAAUGCUAACCUCAUGAGGAAUGGAGCUGACUACGCUGUAUUUGUGAACACGGGCCAGGAGUUUGAUGGUUCGGACUCAGGGGCCCGACCUGAUGAGGCUAUAUCCUGGGGAAAGAUCAGAACAGACGCCAAACCGGUCAAGGUGUAUGCAGAUGCCUCUUUGGUUUUCCCGCUCAUCGUUGCUGAGACCUUCGCCCUACAAGCUGACAAGCUGACAGCGGGACAGAAAGCAGAUUAAAUGGAUCAUGCAGCCUUAAAUGUUCAGUUAAACCAUCUUCCUGCUUUAGUCUCUUAGUUAUGUUUGUUUUUCCACAUGAAUGAUAAUAUGAUAUGCUGCUUUUCAUGCUCUUUUUUUAAUAGAUUAUUACAUUUUGGGUCAAAGUCUUUUUAAUGCUUCCCUUGACGUUUUGGUUGUGUAAAUAAGUUGUUUUUUUUUCUCUCUUUACCUUCAAGACGGUUGGAAUAGCAAGCCUGUAAUGCUAUUGCAUGUACCAAAGAGAUUUCCUAGAAUGUAUUUGGAUUUUAGCUUUAGGCUCUGGAUAUGUUGAGGCUGGACUUAUUUAUACACUUGAUGCAUGGCUGCUAUUAGGAACUUGUCCUAAUGAAUUCUUAGUUUUCCUGUUUGACAGUUCAUUUUAAUGUCUUUGUGUUUGGGUUUUAGUUUAAUAAUUCAGAAAACAAUAUCUAACCCUGAAUGAAAUGCUGUUAUUUUAAUUUUUCUGUGUGUUUGAUCUAUGUGGGAAAACCAUGGAAGUGCAGCUUGUGACACCGAGUUGCGCAUGAGGUUUGUAAAUAGUGUAAAAAGAGAAGUUUGGAGAGAAUGUUCUGUGCAUUUGGGGUGUUUUAAGGAAUAAUACAGUUAAGACAUUGUCUGUGAUGUUAAAAACAAUUUUCAUCCCUUUGUUUGGUUUAAGAUUGUCCCAAGAAGUCAUAGUCAAUGGGAAGAUAUUUUAUGAAUAAUUUAGUUUUGCAUGGAGACAAUUUGUUGGCUUUGAAAGUGAAAUAUUCUUCCAGUCUGACCGAGUAAAGGAUUUCAGAAUAACCUUUGCUUAAGUUCCUGUUUUUUUUUUUAUUUCUAAAUGUUUUCAAGGCUUUCUGUUCCAUGUACAAAUCUAGAAUGUUGUUUUAUUUUCUGGC
Messenger RNA from Cyprinodon variegatus (sheepshead minnow), 2160 nucleotides. It is a transcript of the gene dhps, whose product is annotated as deoxyhypusine synthase. The record is from RefSeq and is a predicted model, not a curated record. The coding region runs from base 164 to 1261 and encodes 365 amino acids. Gene Ontology annotation, cellular component: cytoplasm. Gene Ontology annotation, biological process: peptidyl-hypusine biosynthetic process. Gene Ontology annotation, molecular function: deoxyhypusine synthase activity. Lineage: Eukaryota; Metazoa; Chordata; Actinopteri; Cyprinodontiformes; Cyprinodontidae. The transcript is spliced from 10 exons.